Hemicordylus capensis (graceful crag lizard) is the source of this 4730-nucleotide messenger RNA. It is a transcript of the gene STK31, whose product is annotated as serine/threonine kinase 31. Gene Ontology annotation, biological process: protein phosphorylation. Bases 201 to 3218 code for a protein of 1005 amino acids. The record is from RefSeq and is a predicted model, not a curated record. NCBI's taxonomy places the organism in Eukaryota, Metazoa, Chordata, Lepidosauria, Squamata, Cordylidae. Gene Ontology annotation, molecular function: ATP binding; protein kinase activity. The transcript has 24 exons.
CCCCAAACAAACAAAUCGCUUUCCCUAAGACCGGAGAGCGUAGAUUUCAGAAGUCAAAAUGUGUAAGGGUCUUUUUGUUGUUGAAUCUCGCUCUAAGGAGUGAAAAAUGGGUUUGUCGGGCGGUAACUCUGCCCCUCCCCCCUUCUGUGUGGCUUGUUAGCUAAUUUGCGACCCUUGGAGGCAGGUGAAGUUCUGCCAAUAUGGAGGAAGAUUCAGACUAUAAUAAAGUUGAAAGUGUAAUUGGCUGCCAUGUCGAAGAUGCAGUAACAUUUUGGGCACAGAACACUAAUAGACAGAAUGACAUCUUGAAGACCAGCUGUACCCUAGCUGAAAUUUGUCCUCAAGCUAGUCCAGUUUUUGGUAACCCAGAUCUGACCAAGAUCUAUGGAGGUUGCUUUUCUGAAGAUAAAUGCUGGUACAGAUGUAAAGUACUGCAAGUUAUAAGUGGUGAAAAGUGCCAAGUAUUAUAUAUUGACUAUGGAAACUCUGAGAUUCUUAAUCAAUCAGAAAUAGUUGAGAUUCCUGCCAACUUGCAGUUUCCUAGUGUGGCAAACAAAUACAAACUCUGGGGAUUACAGAUUCCAGUUAAUCAAGAUUUAAAUCAGUUUGACCAGGGGAGGAAACUGCUGAAUAGCUUGGUUUUUGAAAAAGAAAUAAAGACAAGGUGGAAAGAUGAAUAUCAGGAUGGUACCAUUGUUGCUGAAGCAGAAUGUGGCCUGCUGGAUAUCGGGAAAGAAAUGGUUAAGAGAGGCUUUGUCGAACGAUGCUCAUCUCCCACAAAGAGUAAUAACUAUAACAUGCAACCUGAUCCCUCUUUGUACCAAUCCAGGACUACUAAAGCUAUAACUUGGCCAAGCAGAACCAGCCCUUCAGCCUGCAAUAGGACCAGCCCUUCAGCCUGCAGUAGAGGAGGCUUUGGUGAUCAUGUGUCUCUGAAUGGGAGGAGUGAGAUUAAUGCUGCAAAUCACAUGCCAUUUAGCAAGGAGAAACUGAUGACUUGUGACCCUAGAAGGGUGUCGAACAUUAGCCUGGCAAAAAUUAAACAAGACCAGAAAAUGAUAGAGGAGAAUGGAAAGCUGAAAGAGGAGAAAGAGGCUCUCAGAGGAGAAAACAGAAAGCUUCUGAAUCAGCAUGAAGAACUGGAAUCAAAAGUUAAGAUGCUUACGUAUGACCUGGAGAAAGAGAAGAAAGCUCAUACGGAAACGCUUGAGUAUAUAGAAAGAAUUCUGCCUCGUUAUGUAGGAGUGACGGUGAGAAACCUGGCUGCCAAGUUUGAGAAGCUGAAAGAAACUAGGCAGAUCAGUAUAAGUGCUCGUUUUGGAGAAGACCUUUCAGAAGCUGUGAAAGUGGUUACUAAUGGAUGCCUUGCUGCUCCUCUUUCAUUGGAGAAGCUGAAGAUGAUUGGGGUAGAAUAUUACUCUGCUCAAGAGGAAAUACGAUCAUGCAAAGAUGUGGACCAAGUACAAAGCUUGAUUCUUCAAAGAAAUGAAAUACAGAAGCAGUUCUACUCUACAGUAGAAGAAUUCAUUGUGGAAGUGGAUGACUUGCCCCUUUCUGAUCGAUUAGAAACAUUGCAGAAACUGCAGGGAUCUCUGGAGGCUAUCUAUGGAGAGGCUCACGAAGCUGAGGGCUCUGAAAUAUUUAAUGAGUUCUUUGAGUGGAAGUCUGUAAAGCUGGAGGAGUUCAAUUGUGUCAGGAGUGCCACGGAUUCUUCCCUGCAAAAUCUUGUGACAUGUUUCAACAGAAUAAUUAAGUUCUUUGACAUGACAACGGAAACGUUUUUUACGUCCGAGGAGGUUGUUGACAAUGUGGAUGAUGUUCUCAAGAAGGCUGAGUUGGCUAUUUCUCAAGAGCUGGACAUUUCUCUGGUUGAGCUAGAUGAAGCAGAUAAAAAAAUAAUCUUAAAUAUAUACAGUGAAGUUAUGCAGAAGAUCCAGCAAGAGCAACGUCUUUUAAAUAUUGUCUAUUGCAAGUACCUGGACAGUAUUGAGUUCAAAAAGCAGAUUGUGAAGUGGCUGGAGACAAGUCCCAACAUUGAUGACUUGUUACUGAUUAAGAAGAGACUGAAAAUCCUCAAGGCUCAGCUGAGGUGGAAGUUGGUGGAAAAAAGCAACUUGGAAGAAGCUGAUGAUUACAGUGAGUCUGAAAUGGCAAAAAUAAAAGAAGAAAUUACAGGACUGCGGAAUAGUGUCUUUCAGGAAAUAUACAAUGAGCAAGAGGAAUAUGAGAAGCUUAACCAUCUGGUACAGAAAUGGUUCCCUGAGCUGCCCCUUCUUCAUCCAGAAGCAGGAAUUCUGAAAUACAUGAACUCAGGAGGACUCCUGACAGUCAGUUUGGAACGGGAUCUUCUGGAUGCUGAACCAAUGAAGGAACUAAGCACAAAGCGCCCUCUGAUUUGCUCAGAAAUUCAAGGGCAGAAGGUUCUCCUAAAGGGAUAUGCUGUGGAUAUGAAUACUGAAACAGGAGUGGUAGAAAGGGCAGCAAAGUAUCACCAAGUCUGGAGAGAACUGAAGGAGGAAUCUGGUUUAAUGCAGCUCAUGUUCCUUUUCUUAUGCAAGUCUGAUCCUCUAGCAUAUCUGAUGGUCCCAUAUUAUGCUGGAGCAAGUUUGGGCGCAUUGCAGACUAGUACACCUUUAUCUCAAGAAGAAACCUUAAAAGUGAUGAAAGGAGUGGUCCAUGGUCUCUACAUGCUACACAGAGCUGAUAUAGUGCAUGGAUCCCUGCAUGAAUACAACGUAUUUGCUGUAAACAGAGAAAAAGGAAUUGUUGGAGACUUUGACUUCACCAAAGCAGAAGGUCAGCGUGCAUCAAUGAAUUCUGUGGCACUGUAUGGUCUGAGCUUAACUUCUCCUGAAGUCAAAAAGGGACAGCCACCUUCUCCAGCUUCAGAUAUGUAUGCUUAUGGUUGUCUGCUGUACUGGCUACUUAUUGGAAAUCAAGAAUUUAAAAUAAAACAAGAUGGAACUCCUCAGAUGGAUGGUCUUAAUGUGGACAAUAAACUUAAAUCUCUACUCUUGAAUCUUCUCUGCUGUUACAAUCGAAUGACUGCCAAACAGGUACUGAACAAUGACUGUUUCCUGUUGCCUGAGGUGAUCCCAGAUCCAUUGGAAAAUGAACCAACCGAAUGUGAAAACAAAGGGGAGAUCAAUCCUGAAAUUGUUUCUGAGGGUAGACAGAAGAAUGAGCUGGAACCGGAGAAGAUAAAUCCAGACAGUUAGGGUCUUGGUGUUUGUGUUUUUUGCAUUUUAAACACUGUAAGUUGGCAUAAUUUGGGGUUCCAAAAGUAGCUUCUCUAGUCAAAACUUUAAAAGUUUAGAAUACAGAAGUGCCACACCACAUGCCCAAUUACAAAUUUUGUACGUGAAUUGCUGUGUUUUGGAAAGUUUAUACAACUUGUUACCUGUGUUUUGGUCUUGGCGCAUAAACUCCAUUAACAUAGGGGUCUUCAACAGCUAGUGUGCCCAGAUGUUGAUUGGACUGCAACUUGUUGAUUGGACUACAACUAAAAGCUAUUGUGGCUAGAGAUGAUGGGAGUUGUAGUCCCAAUGCCAUCUGAGGACCCAAGUUGCAGAACCCUUGCUUGAACAGAAUCAGCAUGCAUCUUGGAUAGCUAGUAUCCAAGCCCGAGUUAUAGUUUUAAUUUCAUUGAUGCCCAACUCUCCUCUUUUCCUAUUGCCCAAUAUCCCUUUCACUUGUUUUUCUGGAUUUUAAGGUGUCCUUUGCUUCCAUGCAGGAGACUUUCCAGAUUGCUUGAGGAAACUGUUUUCUUUGCAUCUCAGAGCUAAUACAUUUGCAGGAGGAAGGUAUUGUUGAGGUCCAGUGAUCUGGUAGGUGGACCCUGUUUAAGAGGACUUGCUGGCAUUGCACUUUUGCAGGAUUGCCAAUGUACCACUUGACUAGCCAACCCAAGGAUAUUGUUCUCAGAAUACACAUAGAAGAGGUCUGCUUGCUUACUGCAGAGACUAUUAAAAACACAUCAGAACCUGAAGAGUAUUUUAUCUUAUAGUCUUAAUGAACCAAGAUAGCUGGGCUGGGUUGUUUUUGUUUGACCCACAUUUUGGCAAUAAUAUUGAAAUGCUUGAAAACAGAUCUUUCAGUUGACUCCGAAGGGUACGGGCAAGACAUCCAUAAGGUUCAUCGAUAACAUCGAUCUGUUUCCCACUCUGUUUUUGGGGAGACAGCGUUGACAAUCAUUAGAAUGAUCUGAAUAGUUCUGAAGCAAGCCUGCAAUUCACGCUUUUGAUUUGGGUGAAUCUCUUACGACCUUUAGUAGGUCAGCAUACAUUUUUUUGAAACAAAACAGCUUUCUUUUUCUUUUUCAGUGUCAUGCUGUACUGUAUCUGGCCACUAGGUGCUGCUCUUGACUUAGUGCUUUUCAGUGAUAUUGCUGCCAGCAGCAAGUAAUAUUGUGGUGGUGAUUGGUAGGCGGGCAGCUUGUGACACUGGUUUGAGUGGUUCAUUGCUAUUUAAAGAAUGUACAAUACAGCUUUUUAUAUAUUGGGAAGAAACUAGCCAUUCCUAGGCAUGUUCGUACAAGUCAAUCUGUUCUCCAGUUGUAGAUCGUGGAGCUGUAUCUGUACUGUCUGUUUGCUACAUAGUUGAGUGUUUUGUUUUUCUUAAGUUGCCAACAGAUACAAUUUAUUACAGCCAUGUACAGUGGUGUUUGUGUUGUUUUCCUAUCUGAGGACCCCAUAUUUUUCUAUAUCUAGUAAACAAUGGAACAGAAAAGA